AUAUACUUUUUAUUUUACUAUUUGAUACCUAUAUCCUUGGCAUCAAGCGAAGCGGUGGUUUACCCUCCUAUCCUAUAUUCCUAACCAAAUUUUACCUUUCACCUCUGAGUUAUAUUCUCACGUGAAAUCGUAUCGAACCGCUAAGCUGCCUCGUAAUAGCACUUCUCGGUAGUGGCUUUAUGAUUCCAUAUUCAAUUUGAAUAAAACGCUAAUAUUUUAGAUUAUAUAGUUUUUUUUUUUCAUAAAGCGACCGAGGUGGGCUGUUGAGGUUUUCUAACUCCCGACACUGAAAUGUUGAUAAAACAUAUUUUACGAGCAUAUCAGUGAUAUCCCCCUGCCGCAUCUAACAGCAAAUUUAUUUCAGAAAAGUGAUAUACAAUGUUCAAUAUUAAAAUAUAUUUUUGAUGUCGAGUUAACAAUUUUAAUCCGUCUUAGUACAAAGUAUACAACAGUGAUAGUAUAAAAGUGUUAAAGUGCAGAAAACAAUUCAGUGGACAAUAUGAACUAAAAGUGUUAAUGAUAAAAUGUUAUCAAAGAUAACUCAAACACAUGGCUCAGGAAUGUUUUGUGCAAAAAGUGUUAAACUAAAAACGAUAUGGGAUGACUCAUAGUGGGAAAUGUUAUGUUCGACCCGUUUUCCGUACCAAAGAUGAUGCACGAAAUCCACGACAAUGUGGGAGGAAACACAAACGGCGUGAUGGAGGAAAACGAGGACGGUGGGAAUGGGGCUGUCGAGGUCGAUAUGGAGUGCGCCUCACUCGUGCUGCCUCCUGACCUCCCCCCGUACUCGGGCGACUACAUCAUUAGCGAUUACAUGGAGCGCCUGGGGACGAGACUAAAUAUUUUAGAAACAGAACUAAAAUAUGCCUGGCGAGCAUUAGAUCUAUUAAGCCAAGAAUACGUGAGAAUGUGGGAUCGUUUGGAAAGAUUGGAAGCUUUACUAGCUGACCAACAAGGAGUUAUAUCUACUCUCCUUGACUUUUAUGCUUGUCGAAAUGUGGGGUCUAGAGAUCCCAUGACACGGCUCGAGGUGAUAAGAGAAAUUUUAGGAAACGGCACAGUCGAAGAUGGCAUUGAAGAGGGACUGGAUAUUGGACGAAGUGCAGCGCUACUCGAAUCACAAGAGGAAGCGAUGGAAUCAAACGAGGCUUUUUAUAGAAGUCUAAAUCAAGCAUACAGAGAAGAUUUAGUAUGUGAUGAAACAUCGAGGCCUCAAUCACAGUUAGAUAUGAUAUGGGAAGCUCCUGAAGAUAACGAAAUUGAACUUCACCAUCCAGCGUCAUCGAGACAAAUUUUUAGCGCUACAGAUUAUAAAGACUACUGUGGAAUUCAAGGUGGUCCUGAAAUAAAUGAAAGAGAUUUAGUUCAUUUAUCUACCUUAAGUACAAUAGAUCAAAUUACUGUAGAUAAGUUACAAGAAUUAGAUAGGCUAACAUCACAAUUACAUAAGGAUUCGAGAGAGUUAAAAGACUUGAAAACUAGACUUCUUAGUCCAGAAACAAAAAUUUCAUCAAAACAUGAUAGAGAUAUAGAAGCUAAAGCGUUAGUUGAAGAUGGCAAUAUUAUUAAUGAGCAAUUGAAAAGCAUGUAUACUGGAGUUGAGAAUUGGGGAAUUAACGAUAUGAUGAAAAGUUUUGAUGAUUUUGUAUUAUCUGUACCAAAAGAUAAUGUGAGAGAUAAAUCACCAUCAAGGAUGUCAUUAAGUGAAAGCACAGGCCCAGAUAGAACGUUAGAUUAUUUACCUCAAUCUCUUUCUCCCCGUCGAAAGUUUGUACCUGAAAGAACUUCCACAGAACCUUAUACUACAGUCACGGGUCGAUUAGCAUAUAGUUCAGCAGUGGCGAAUGCAGAAAUUAAUGCAGCUAAAUCAAAAUCACCGAGUGCCAUGUCAAGGGACCGAUUUGAAUAUAGCUCGACGUAUCAGACAGAGGAAGAUGUUAGACAAAAUUAUUACAGUACAAAAAAUAUACCACAAACGCUAAAUGAUAUGUAUAAAAUGACGACAGACCAACCUGGUCAUGAAAUAUACGAUGAACCAACCAAUGAAAGAUUAGGUGCUAUUUAUGAUGAAGGUAGGUUACGAAAGUCUCCUAGUCCACCACCACCUGCACCACCGAAUGGCGCAGCACUAUUUAAUUUAAUGCAAAAUAACCAGGACUUAUCGUCUCAUGCCAUGCUUUCAGCAGCAGCAACCCAACAACUACCCCACGAUAAUAUGCGACUAAGUCCUCGAUCUCCGAAAUCUCCUAAAACUUCACCAAAACACAUUAAAAGAGAAAAUAAUAAUAUCGUGGCUGCUAAAUCAGACUCAGGCUUGUCUUCUAUGAGUGGGUGGUCCAGCUUGGAAAAGAGCCCAGGCUCUCCAAAAACGAGUAGAACAAGUCAUAAUGUACUAUACGAUAUGCACAAAAUAAGGGUACCUUCACCACAAUCUAUACAAAGGUUAUCUUAUGACAUUGAUUCUAAACCAUAUUUAGAAACUUUGGUAGAUUCAUAUACAUACGAUGCUAAAAAUUUAAAUGAUCAAGAACUAUCGAGAAAUUCAGAACUUGUUGCGAAAAGUCAAUUAGAAAUAAACGAGUUACAAGACAAAGUAGAUGCAGCUCUAAUAAAACAAAAUGUAACAUAUACAAUUCCUCAAAAUUCUAUAAGUAACAUCGGCGAAUACUAUUAUAGCCACGAUAAUGCGUCAAUUUACUCCGUAGCUGGUAAUAGACAACCAAUUUUUACAACUGUGUACAGUACACCAAGAGGAAUUCAUUCAGAGGAUAAUAAUUUUUCCCAAUUAAUAGAUAGAAAUGAAAUUUCAGAAAAUGUUCCUAAAGAUGUGGACUCAUAUCCACCAGAACCAAGCUAUCAUGCUCAAACAGUUGUGUCAAUGAAUGCCAGUAAAAAACCUAUAACAAGAGCUAGCACAAUGGGUUCAAAUGAUGCUAUGUUUUACCAAAAUGGAUACAAAGUAGCAUCAAACCAUCGUUCUGGCUACCCGCCAGGUAAUCUUACGGAUGCUCUUUCUUAUUAUCCUACAUCGAGUCGAUAUGAUUCUCCAAAGCGCCCAUCUCUUGAAGAUCGAAUUUCAUGGUCUGAAAACAGAUCGCCCACUAGCUCUAUGGAAACUUCCAGUUUGAAAUCUCAUUCCUUGAACAUAUCUGAAAGGAAGCAAUUUCAAAAUCAAUUGCAACAAGAGUAUUUCAAGCAACAACAAUAUGAUCAAAGGAAUGGUAAUGUUAUGAACGAAAUUCAAGGAUAUGACAAACAAAUUUUAGACCAUAAUAAACUAAGAAAAGACAAGUUUAUCGACUCUAGUGGAGUACUUGUGUCUGAAUCUGGUUAUUUGUCAAUUUCUAGCAAUUUUAGAGGAAAAUCACAGGACAAGCAGAGCAAAAAACCAAAACGUACGUCAUCAUUAAAAUCAGCAAUGUCUUCAAUGAGCCACUGGCUUCCAGAUUUACAUUUACCUAAGAAACAUAGGUCUCACUCACUUCCUUCUGGAGUGGACUCAGUUGAAGAAACUCAACAAGAAAAAUCAUUAAAAGAAAGAAUAUUAUCAGCACAACGACGAAAAAAGAAAUAUCAUUUAGUCGCUUCCAUGUCAGGGCUUUUACAAAAGGCAAGGAGAAAACAGCAAGCGAGUCAUCAAUCGCUUUCUGAUCCAGAGACAUCCGAAACAGAAUGGUCAGGAGGGAGAUCGAGUGCACAAUCAGAGGAUAGUGAUAGCGUAUUUUCCGAUUCCAUACACGAGGGCAAUAUGUUUGCUAAGGUUGCGUCUAAGCCAAAGCAAAGGAAAGUAAAUCACCAGGAAAUAAUUGAACAACAACAGAAAAUACAAGAAGUACAACAGCAGCAAAGAAUUGAAUAUGAAACCGACGAAAAUGAAUGCAUUAUUGAAGAAAAUGAUAAAUAUCCAAUUUCUAAUGCACUACCCCGCGAUAAAAGUGAUGAUAUUGAUUUUCAUUUUGCCAGAGUUAGUCAAAUGAAAAGUGAUAAUAUAUCUGAAUUAGAAAAAUUAGAUAUCGAUACUGACAUUUCAAACGUAGACCCUUACGAAGAAGAAAAAGAAGAUAAUCGAUCCCCUGCUUCUUUAUUUGCUACCAUUGGCGAUGUAAAGAAAUCUACUACGUCAUCUGAAGAAGCAACAAGUGAACAUAAUCAAUCUUAUAAUGGAAGCUCACAAGAAUUCGCAGUUUCCAGGGCGUUAGGAAAAUAUAGACUUCGUAAGUCAUCAUCUGUAUCUGACGAGCAAACACCAGAUAUAUCACCACCUAAAAUGAGUGAAAGUAUCGAGGAAAGUACCAGUGAACCACCGGUAGUAACGAAAAAUAAUAAAAUAGCAAGAACAAGCCCUCCUGAAAUUAUAAAUGUCAGCACAGAUGAAUCUGAAAUUCAAUCGGAACGUAGCCCUUCUAUUCAAAAUAGUAGAUACAUACAAAAUAAAUUCCAAACAAGACAUCAACAGAGUUUAGAAAUUCCAAAUAAGCAUGAUGAUGAAGAUUGUAGAAGUACUCAUUCGUGGAGAAGUGGAUCUCGAGUUUCCUCACGAAGGCAGAGUACGGAAGAUAGUAUUGAUUCUGAAGACGAAUGGUAUUGUUACGAAUUGCGAAAAUUAGAGGAAAUGGAACAUCAAUCCCAAUUAGAAAUGGAUAGAGAAGAGCCCUUACACGAGGAACCUGAAAUUGAAGAAGAAUAUGCUAACGAGAAAAAAGAAAUUUUAAAAGAAAAAAUGUCGUAUGUACUUAGGGAACUUAAAUUAAAGACUGCAAACAUCAAAUUGAAGUGUGACGAAGAACAAACAGAAGAAACUUGGAAAGAAGUAACAACGUUUCCUAAGAUCGACGAAAAAAGUGAAGAACCGUUGUCUGACAAAGAGAGUGAUGACGAAAAGUCAUAUGCAGACUCUGGUUCCGGAGAAACUUCAGGACCCGAUAGUCCUGUUCAAAGUGGUGACGAAUUUGACGAUGAUUAUGACCUUCCAAAAGUGCAACAGGAAGCCGUCCCUGCUGAACCACCAUCACAACCUUCAGAUGCUCCUGUUGGCAGCAAAUGGAAACUACUAAAAGCUUUAAAAGAUAGAAAAGCUGAAGAAAAAACUGCUGAGGCACCACCAGUAUCGACUCCUUCUACCGAAAAGGACAAAGUCAGUGCGGGCAAUGGCACCGGCGGUUUCAACGAGCAAGGUGGUCGUGGCAAUGGGCAUCCGGGGGACAACCCUUUCUACAGCAACAUCGACAGUAUGCCUGAUAUUCGACCAAGAAGGAAAUCUAUUCCUCUUGUAUCGGAACUUGUUCUCAAGACAAUGGCUGCCACCAAACGAAAUGCGGGCUUGACAUCAGCUGUGCACCGAGCGACGCUCAAUGACGAAGAAUUGAAAAUGCACGUAUACAAGAAGACGUUGCAAGCUCUCAUCUACCCGAUCUCUUCGACAACGCCGCACAACUUCGUUCUGUGGACAGCAACUUCCCCGACCUACUGUUACGAGUGUGAAGGCCUCCUCUGGGGGAUCGCCCGACAAGGAGUCCGUUGCACCGAGUGCGGGGUCAAAUGUCACGAGAAAUGCAAAGACCUGCUCAACGCAGACUGCUUACAGAUGUGUUUCGCAGGGGCCGCUGAAAAGUCUUCGAAACAUGGCGCCGAGGAUAAGGCCAACUCUAUAAUCACCGCCAUGAAGGAACGGAUGAAACAGCGGGAAAGGGAUAAGCCAGAAAUAUUUGAAUUGAUCAGACAAGUGUUCGGGAUCGAAGCGGAUGGGCACUCGGCACACAUGAGCACCGUGAAGCAGUCUGUCCUGGACGGCACAUCCAAAUGGAGCGCCAAGAUCGCUAUCACAGUUAUCUGCGCCCAAGGGCUGAUCGCCAAAGACAAGAGCGGGACCUCUGACCCGUACGUCACGGUCCAGGUCAGCAAGGUCAAGAAGCGCACGAGAACAAUGCCGCAGGAGCUCAACCCAGUGUGGAAUGAAAAAUUUUACUUCGAAUGUCAUAACUCCUCCGAUCGGAUAAAAGUACGAGUGUGGGACGAGGACAACGAUUUGAAGUCCAAACUUCGACAGAAGUUGACGAGGGAGUCGGAUGACUUCUUGGGUCAAACCAUUAUCGAGGUGCGGACUCUAUCAGGUGAGAUGGACGUAUGGUACAACCUGGAGAAGAGAACAGACAAGUCGGCGGUGUCAGGCGCCAUCAGGUUGCACAUCAACGUGGAGAUAAAGGGAGAGGAGAAGGUGGCACCGUAUCACGUCCAGUACACCUGCUUGCACGAGAACCUCUUCCACUACUUGUGCGAAGAGAACGGUGGUGCCGUCACUCUGCCUGCUGCGAGAGGAGACGACGCCUGGAAGAUCUACUUCAAUGAGAACCCUGAAGAAAUAGUAGAUGAGUUCGCCAUGAGAUACGGCAUCGAGGCCAUAUACCAGGCUAUGACUCACUUUCACUGCCUCUCAACGAAGUAUCUUUGUGCUGGUGUACCCGCCGUCAUGUCCACUCUCCUGGCUAACAUCAACGCGUACUACGCACACACUACCGCAUCAUCCGCUGUAUCGGCUUCCGACAGAUUUGCUGCUUCUAAUUUCGGGAAAGAGAAGUUUGUGAAACUCCUGGAUCAGCUGCACAACUCCCUGCGGAUAGAUCUGUCCAUGUACAGAAACAACUUCCCAGCCUCAAGCGCGGAGAAACUCAUGGACCUAAAGUCGACGGUGGACUUACUCACCAGUAUCACUUUCUUUAGAAUGAAGGUCCAAGAAUUGAGCAGUCCCCCGCGCGCCAGCACCGUCGUCAAAGACUGCGUGAAGGCUUGCCUUAGAUCUACAUAUCAAUUCCUAUUCGAAAACUGCUACGAGCUAUACAACAGGGAGUUCCAGGUCGAUCCCAACGAAGCGAAGCGAGAUCCUUCAGACCAUGGACCACAGCUUGACUCUGUGGACUUCUGGCACAAACUGAUCGCGCUAAUAGUCUCCGUGAUAGAGGAAGAUAGGAACAGCUACGCGCCAGUUCUGAACCAGUUCCCGCAAGAGCUGAAUAUUGGCCAGCUGUCAGCGGCGACGAUGUGGUCGUUGUUCGCGGUGGACAUGAAGUACGCGCUGGAGGAGCACGAACAACACCGCCUGUGCAAGUCCUCCGCCUACAUGAACCUGCACUUCAAGGUGAAAUGGCUACACACGAAUUACGUGAAGGACGUCCCUCCGUACUGCGGCGCGGUGCCCGAAUACCCCGCCUGGUUCGAGCCCUUCGUCAUGCAGUGGCUCAACGAGAACGAUGACGUGUCACUGGAAUACCUAAAUGGAGCGUUCAACAGAGACAAGCGGGAUGGGUUCCAAAAAUCGAGCGAACACGCGCUAUUUAGUAACUCGGUGGUGGACGUUUUCACGCAACUGACUCAGUGCUUCGACGUGGUGUCGAAACUCGAGUGCCCCGAUCCGGAGAUAUGGAAGCGGUACAUGAAGAGGUUCGCAAAGACCAUCGUCAAGGUGCUGGUGGCGUAUGCUGAUAUCGUCAAGAAGGAGUUCCCGGAACAUCUGAAAGAGGAAAGAGUGGCCUGCAUAUUAAUGAACAACAUACAACAGCUUCGUGUGCAAUUGGAGAAAAUGUUUGAAGCGAUGGGUGGUGCGAAGUUGGAACGAGACGCAGCGGAUAUUCUGCACGAUUUGCAGCAGACUCUCAACACUACGCUCGACCAGCUAGCAUCAAUGUUUGCUAACAGCUUGGAAACAAGAAUAACAGCCAGUGUAAAGGAAUUGGGAGAACUGCUACAGAAGGUUGGUGGAGGAAACACUGCGCCUGGCGUACAACAGCCUCCAGCACAUCACGAGGCUGACGAAGUGUUACGACCACUCAUGGAUAUAUUGGAUGGUUCAUUAACAAUGUACGCGGAGUCUUGCGAGAAGACAGUGUUGAAGCGACUAUUGAAGGAGCUAUGGAAGAUCGUUAUGAAGAUACUCGAAAAGACUGUUGUACUGCCACCAAUGACGGAUAAGACGAUGAUGCUGAAGAAUCUAACGAACAAUGCUAAGAACUUAGCAGCAAACGCAAAGAUUGAGGACAUGACGCAACUUUUCAAGAGCACAGUCGGUAAACAGGACGUAAAACAUGCUCUGUCUGGUGUCAUGGAUAUAUCCAAGGAGCAUUUAUCAGCAGAGAAGAGUUUAACACCGAAGCAAUGCGCAGUUCUUGAUGCGGCGUUGGAUACCAUCAAGCUAUACUUCCACGCAGGAGGCAAUGGUCUCAAGAAGACAUUCCUGGAAAAGAGUCCAGAAUUGCAGUCGUUGAGAUAUGCGCUAAGCUUGUAUACACAGACCACGGACACGUUAAUACGAACGUUUGUGACCAGCCAGCAGCAGCUCGAUGCCCCAGUGGCUGAGGCUGGAACUAUUGGAGAAGUUUCCUUACAAGUAGACUUGUUCACGCAUCCAGGCACUGGUGAACAUAAAAUUACUGUCAAAGUGGUCGCUGCAAAUGAUCUGAAAUGGGUUAUUGCCAGUGGUAUGUUCCGUCCGUUUAUCGAAGUCAACCUGAUUGGUCCACACCUAGCAGACAAAAAGAGGAAGUUUGCUACUAAAUCGAAAAGCAACAAUUGGAGUCCGAAGUUUAAUGAAACUUUCCAUUUUAUGGUUAGCGCAACCGAGCAGCUAGAAUUAUUUGAGUUGCACGUUUGCGUACGAGACUACUGUUUCGCCCGAGAGGACCGUUUGGUGGGCGUGGCCGUGAUGCGCCUCUAUGAUAUGGUCGAACAGACGUCCUGCGCAUGCUGGCUGCCGCUCGGCACCAGAGUGAAAAUGGACGAAACCGGAUGGACGAUACUGAGAAUACUCUCGCAGAGACACAACGAUGAGGUCGCGAAGGAAUUCGUGAAGCUCAAAUCGGAGAUGCGGGCCGAAGCGCCGGCCGGGGGACCGACGCAGGGCCCCUCGUGAGAACCGCAAGGAUCCUGCCGCGUGACUUCGAAUAUAUAGGGUUCUACAACUGGACAUGGUUGUGAUAGCGAGCUCGUUGUACUGAGGCGACGGUUCGAGGACGAAACCUCGCUCCGGCCGCUGGGAUCGGCCCAGUCCUUCAAAGCGAGGUCGAAGCCGGGACUCGCGACACACUCGGCGCUCCGGCCGUUCUGGUCAGUGCUCGUUUCGUUUCGUCGACAGACAAUUUUGUAAAUAAACUUUAUGGUAUUAAGUUACGCGAGUAGAAUAUUUUGCACAAAUUUAUAAUCGUUAGCAAAAAAAAGACUGACCGUAGGCGGCCGGGCGUCUCAUCGUCCGCCGAUAUUUAGGUAUUCAGCAAAAUAGAGUUUAUUUCAUAUUUUGCUACUACUAUUUUCGAUGUUUCCAUGCACAAAAACCAUCCCGAGUGAAUCUCUUUCGUUUCAGAUUCGAUCGUCUGAGAUCUGCCCUUCUUGUAUUUGCUGAAUCCCUAAAGUCGUGUGUGGACUUCGACACACGCGUUUAAUUAACUAUUAUGGACCAAACUGUCGUACUACGGACGCAUUACCUACUCCUUACUCCCUAAUGUAACAUUUAUCUAAUCAUCUCAUUGUAUAUGUACAGUCAGUAAUGUAUGGCCUUAAGUAAAGUAUUCAUUUGGUUCGGUAUGUGCUUCUGUGGGGGUGCGUUGUGUGUGUGGGCGCGUCUUUGUAUGGGUAGGUCGGGAGUCGUGCACGUAGGGAUGAAUGUUCUAUAAGUAAGUAGUAUGGUGUAUGGACGUCACUAGCCCUCGCGUCCACUGGGUGACCGCAUUGUAAUAUGUGAUCUAAUAUAGUCAUGUAAAUAUCGUGCUGUUUAAAAUAUUAUAACACGUUUUUGCCCUUAAUUUUUACGCUUCUCUGUUUAAUCAUUGUUAUCUAAAGGUUUCCGUCUUUCUGUAUAUUGAAAAUUGUGAUAUUGUUAUUAAAUGAGAUAUCUACGUCAUAUUGUCAUGAACUGACAUCGUAAUGUUCGUACAUGUUGUUGUUUGUGAUAUUCAUUUGUUUCACCCUCAUUUGAUAGACGUAACAUUUGUAAAGCCUAGGCUUGUGUUCCUAAACUACGUUAGUACACUGGACAUUAAGAUUUGACGUAGCGUUUGGCUGUAAUUUUAGACAAUCAAGCGAGCUUCGGCUAUUCUACAGGAGUAUGGCCGAUACAUAACAAAAUCUCCUCCAAAAAUAAAAUCAUCUACUCGGCUGAUAACUUACGCAAGGUUCUGUGUUUGUCUGAUACGUUAGAAAAAUUAUUUUAUAGACAAAUGCUGCAAACCUGUAUAGUUUAUUUGCCAAACAAAUGUUUUUAUGAUCAGUUAAGGGUUAAGAAACGCGACAACUUGUAUGCCACAUGACGUCAAAUUGAACUGGCCAGUACACUGGUAUAGCUUAGGAACACAAGUUGGAAAUUCUAUGCUCAAAUAUUUUGUUGAUAAGUUAAUUGAUACAUAAUAAUUUGCUAAAGUUAACUAAAUGUAACAGUAAAUACUAAAUCUUGCGACCAUAAAGUUAAUAUACAUAGCGGAAUAGAGCAACAAUCUC
Aricia agestis (brown argus) is the source of this 10476-nucleotide messenger RNA. RefSeq names its product protein unc-13 homolog A (gene unc-13). The coding region runs from base 623 to 8899 and encodes 2758 amino acids. Lineage: Eukaryota; Metazoa; Arthropoda; Insecta; Lepidoptera; Lycaenidae. Gene Ontology annotation, biological process: dense core granule priming; synaptic transmission, glutamatergic; presynaptic dense core vesicle exocytosis. Gene Ontology annotation, molecular function: calmodulin binding; phospholipid binding; diacylglycerol binding. The transcript has 28 exons. The record is from RefSeq and is a predicted model, not a curated record. Gene Ontology annotation, cellular component: synaptic vesicle membrane; presynaptic membrane; plasma membrane.